Molecule: messenger RNA, 587 nt
Organism: Camelus dromedarius (Arabian camel)
Lineage: Eukaryota; Metazoa; Chordata; Mammalia; Artiodactyla; Camelidae
Gene: TYROBP
Product: transmembrane immune signaling adaptor TYROBP
Exons: 5
Coding region: 98-424 (108 amino acids)
Biological process (GO): negative regulation of transforming growth factor beta1 production; microglial cell activation involved in immune response; neutrophil activation involved in immune response
Cellular component (GO): cell surface
Molecular function (GO): signaling receptor binding
Source: RefSeq, a predicted model, not a curated record
GCCGCCACCCACCUCAGACUUCCUCCUUUACUUGGUUGGACACUACGCCACAUCCCAUCCGCCGUGGACUGCAGUGUCCAGCACCGUCGCCUGCAUCAUGGGGGGCCUCAGACCCGCCAACUGCCUCCUGUCUCUCCUUCUGACUGUGGGUGGUGUCAGCCUUGUCCAGGCCCAGAGAGAAUGCAACUGCUCUGCCGUGAGCCCUGGCGUCCUGGCAGGGAUCGUGCUGGGGGACCUGGUCCUGACCCUCCUCAUCGCCCUGGCCGUGUACUCCCUGGGCCGGCUGGUCCCUCGGGGACGAGGGUCCGCGGAGGUGACCCGGAAACAGCACAUCACUGAGACAGAGUCGCCUUAUCAGGAGCUCCAAGGCCAGAGGUCAGAUGUCUACAGCGACCUCAACACACAGAGGCCAUAUUACAAAUGAGGCCCAGCCAGGGCAGUCAACAACCUGAUGCCUGGAUCCACUCAUUCCUGACACCUGCCCAGCACACUAUUCGACUCCCACUACGAUACAGAUCCACAGUGUCCUCCAUGAGAUGUCAGACCUCUUCCCACUAUUGCCCCCAAAUAAACAUGGAGCGCAUAAA